Molecule: messenger RNA, 366 nt
Organism: Rosa chinensis
Lineage: Eukaryota; Viridiplantae; Streptophyta; Magnoliopsida; Rosales; Rosaceae
Product: histidine-containing phosphotransfer protein 1
Exons: 5
Coding region: 1-366 (121 amino acids)
Biological process (GO): cytokinin-activated signaling pathway; phosphorylation; phosphorelay signal transduction system
Cellular component (GO): nucleus; cytoplasm
Molecular function (GO): histidine phosphotransfer kinase activity; protein histidine kinase binding
Source: RefSeq, a predicted model, not a curated record
AUGGCCGGAAAGGAUCUCAACCAGAAGCUCAAUGAACUCAUCAGCUCCUUGCAAGACCAGGGCAUUCUGGAUGACUACUUUGAUGAACUGAAAGGGUUACAAGAUGAACAAAGUCCACAGUUUGUUACUAACACUAUAACUAUUUACCUUGGUGGAGCAGAUGAUACGAUAGCAGAACUCACCAAAAAUCUGAGUGAGCCUGCAGUGAACUAUCCCAGGGUGACUUAUCUUGCGGAUAAACUGAAGGGAAGUAGCAUGAGGUGUCUUGCACUCUUUGGAGGGGUCAAUCGUGAAUAUUCUAUCUUGCAGGAGAGUCUGAAUAAGAUUGCUCAGUUGGAGCAAGCAAUUCAUGAUAAUAAGGAUUAG